Pimephales promelas (fathead minnow) is the source of this 2337-nucleotide messenger RNA. RefSeq names its product leucine rich repeat transmembrane protein 2b (gene lrtm2b). The record is from RefSeq and is a predicted model, not a curated record. Lineage: Eukaryota; Metazoa; Chordata; Actinopteri; Cypriniformes; Leuciscidae. Gene Ontology annotation, molecular function: protein binding. Gene Ontology annotation, cellular component: plasma membrane.
CCAGUGCAGAUAAUGGCCAGAUAUUUACAGGCUUUUCAUGCACGCAAGAACCCUGUCUUCAUGUUUUCCAGGAAAACAUUUGUUUAUGCUCUAUAUCACAUGAUUAAUCCUCAUAUGUGCAACAUCAUAAGCUACAGGAAAAGAGACCUGAAAAAAAUGAAGAGGCUCCCAUUUCUAAGCUGUAUCAGCUGAUGAUUUUUUUUCUCUUUUGCCCCCUCCUCAGUCCAUCUAUCUCUCUCUCUCCGGCACAGACUGUUCUAAUGUUAGUCCUACUAACUGAUGUGACCCACGCUCAUACACACACUGGGCAUUGCAAGCUGUGAGGAACAACUGUACGUUCCUCUUGUUUUUUUUAUUUUUCAUUUUCUGUUGAUUUGCUCACUCUGCCUUGAUAGGAACGAUUAUGAAGACCUAUAGAUGAUGAGCACAACAGAAAGGAGAUGUCCAGGUGGAUUCAUCAUGGCAUUCAUUUGGUGUAGACUAGUGGAUGCUCCUGUUUGCUAAGGAACUGUUACAACAGCAUUUGGCCAGGAUGAACAUUAUAAUUUCCUGGAGUUUGAUGACCCUUCUGAGCCUGUGUGGAACAUCAACAAGUUGUCCAUCAGUCUGUUCCUGCAAUGUGAACCAAACAGACUGCAGUGACCUUAACCGACCGGUUUCCUUGAACUCCAUCCUGGACCAGCUUCCCUUCAACACAAGCUACCUCAACCUCUCAAAAAACAACUUCACCAUUGUGGAACAAGGGAGCUUUUCCAAUCUCAGCAUCCUGAUGUAUCUAGACCUCUCCAGAAACCUUCUCUCCACCAUCAACCCUGGAUCUUUUUCCAAUUUCAGUGGCCUGCUACAUCUAGACCUCUCCAGAAACCUUCUCUCUACAGUCUCCCCUUCUAGCUUCUCCCUGCUGAACAACCUGGAGUUCCUGGAUCUCUCUGAAAACGUCCUUGUGAGGCUACCCGUCAAUCUGUUCUCUGAUCUCGGCAGCCUAACGGAGCUGGUUCUAAGAGACAACAGGUUAAAGGAACUGAACCCAGACCAGUUCAAAGGCCUGACUGAGCUUAGGCGCCUGGAUCUUUCCUUAAACAGUCUCAUCUCCAUGCCCACACACCUACUGGAUGGGCUCCAGAACCUAGUGUGGCUCUCGCUUGUAGGCAACAAGCUGAGAACCCUGCAGCGGACCACACUUGAGCCAGCGACUGCUCUACAGCACCUUCUGCUCGACGGAAACCCCUGGAACUGCAACUGCAACUUGAUCCCACUCAAGCACUGGCUGGAAUGGAUCAUGUAUACAGGUGGCCAUGUAGAUUCCGCCAACUGCUCUUUCCCUUCUAAUUUGCAUAGUAAGGAUCUUCGCAGUAUUCCUAUGGAGAUGUUCAGACACUGUUACCCGCUCUAUCUCGAGACCAGGAACCCAUCUGCUGCCGAGGGUCACCAGGUCCCAGCCGGGCCAGCAGGAGACUGCAUCCGCCAGCGUUAUCGCCCUGUGAGUGUGAGGCGGGCGACGGCCACAGUGGUGGUAGCUGGGGUGGUGUGCGGAGUGGUGUGUGUGCUGAUGGUGGUAACGGCCACCUACGGCUGCAUCUACGCGACGCUGGUCGCUAAUGAACAUCAGGAGCUGACGCAUGGGAACAGCCAGCAGCAACAGCCACUGAUGGAGGACAAGGAACCAGAGCAGGAUGACAAAGAGGAUCUGAUGCCGACUAUCGGAAAGGGAGCAGAAGCCACAGAGUGCGUAGGGUGGAUGGCAUUCCCUCCAGAAGUGUGUGUUUAAAGCACGUAAUGAACUCAUAUGGGGUUUUUAUUGGUGCUUUUUUUAAUCAUUGAUGAACAUAGAUCUAUAAAUGUUUAGUUUGGGAGGGAGAGGGCAAAUGACCCAAUAGCUCAGGAGCAUUUAUAGCUCAUACUAAUUAAAGACAAAAUAUAUAAAACUAAUGAUUACACCUGGUAUUAAGAUGUGUUUCUGUUGAUCAGAUCAUAAAGCCUUGAUUUUAAAGAAACGCAGACUCUAUUCAUUCCGAAAUUCAAUGAAAUUCCACCGCACAACAGUGCAUGUUCACAUUUGUAAUUUUUGAAUCUGAAAUCGGAAACACCAAUUCUGUGACACACAUGAACCUUUAUUGACCGCUCGCCACCCGCCCGAAUUUAAUUAAAAUAUUUUUUUUCGCCACGUCAUCCGCCCGAUCCGCGGAGUCCGCAGCUGUAACCGCCAACCGUGCAUCUCCACUCCUUCGUCUACUUGUGAUCCGAUCGACCAAAACGCAUCUUAAUACCAGGUUAAACAGGGCCUAAACAUUCUUAAGUGGUACUCACUAAAGGUAUCAAAUAAAGGAAAAUUUCGAA